Molecule: messenger RNA, 1679 nt
Organism: Macadamia integrifolia
Lineage: Eukaryota; Viridiplantae; Streptophyta; Magnoliopsida; Proteales; Proteaceae
Product: monoacylglycerol lipase-like
Exons: 7
Coding region: 31-1464 (477 amino acids)
Cellular component (GO): membrane
Molecular function (GO): lipase activity
Source: RefSeq, a predicted model, not a curated record
UUUUGCUUUUUGAACGAUUUUUCUCUGUACAUGAUCUGCUUGAGGCCGACGCUUGCGGUAAAAGAACCAGAGCUUUCGAUUGUCUCAUCGAAUCGGUUUCAUUGUGAGGAGAGCGCGAAGAAGCUCUCUGUAAAUAAGAAAUCGAUCAAACAAACUGAGAUUUCGAUUGUCUCUUGGAAACGGUUUUUUGGAACGGAGAGAGGGAAGAAGAAUUUUGAAUCUCAUUCAUUGAGGAGAAGGUUCAUGAUGAUAGAACCGACGGGGAAGAUGACCGAUGCUUCCACUUCGCUGCUGCUCACAUCCGGUUCGAGUGGACGCGUAAAUGCUCGGCUAUCGCUACGGGUGUUGAGGAGUCUAGUAAUGUUGAUCAAUGCGUUUGUUAUGUUCAUGCUCCUGCCGUUCCGAGGACGGAGACGCUGCGUGACGGUAUCGGCUGAUAAAGCACCAAAGGAUGAGAAGCAAGAAAUUUGCAGUGUCCGGAAGACUACGGUGGUGCGUGUCCCUACGGCGAUGGUUACCCGGAGGAGCAAUUUGGUGGCAACGGCGGAGCAGGAGGUGGUCGUAAGGAGAGCGCUUGCAAUUAGGCGCGCGACUCAGGACGACGACCGUAGCAUAGUUAGAGAAGUUUUCCUCUUUGUUACAGCGAGAGGUGAAACGCUAUUUACGCAGACGUGGACCCCUGUUUCCAUUGACAUCAAGGGAGUUGCUAUUAUUGUGCAUGGCCUGAAUGAGCACAGUGGCAGAUAUAGUGACUUUGCAAAGCAGCUUAAUGCCAAUGGGUUUAAAGUUUAUGGAAUGGAUUGGAUUGGACAUGGUGGAAGUGAUGGUUUGCACGGCUACGUACAUUCUCUUGGCUAUGCUGUUAGUGACAUGAAAGAAUUUGUGGAGAAGGUCACUGCAGAAAAUCCUGGCCUUCCAUGUUUUUGCUUUGGACACUCAACAGGUGCAGCCAUCAUCUUGAAGGCAUUGUUGGACCCAAAGAUUGAAGCUGUCAUAGAAGGUGUGGUGUUGACUUCACCAGCACUACGAGUUCAACCAUCCCAUCCAAUCGUUGGGAUGCUGGCUCCUAUUUUCUCAUUCUUGUUACCGAAGUAUCAAUUCGGUGGUGCAAACAAGAAGGGAAUGCCAGUCUCUCGCGACCCUGAGGCACUAGUAGUCAAGUAUUCAGACCCACUUGUGUACACUGGUUCAAUCAGGGUCAGGACUGGCACCGAGAUUCUCCAACUCACAACCUAUUUGCAGCAGCACUUGAGAAGACUAAGUGUACCAUUUCUCGUUCUCCAUGGCACUGCUGAUACUUUAACUGAUCCUGAAGCCUCACAAAAACUUUAUGAAGAAGCCUCGUCAGCAGACAAAUCAAUCAAAUUGUAUGAAGGAUUCUUACAUGAUCUCCUUUUUGAACCUGAACGAGAUGAUAUUGCCAACCACAUCAUCUACUGGUUGAAUUCUAGGGUGAAGGUUUAAGGGGUGCAUUGGGAGAAUGGCAUGAAGAUUACUUGAGAAGAGAUGGCAUUUUUUUCCCCCUCAGUUGCUCCCUUGAAGAUGUCCAAUGAGCUCAAGGGGUAAUGCUGUUUAAUUAAUUUAUUUUGGCAAUUUUUUAUGCCAAUGUUUUAGUAUCUGCCUUGUAUAUGGUAGAUACAGACAUUUUAACAGAUGAUUAAGAGGGAAAUUUGACUUCA